This is a messenger RNA of Leptomonas pyrrhocoris, 718 nucleotides long. RefSeq lists its product as hypothetical. The record is from RefSeq and is a predicted model, not a curated record. NCBI's taxonomy places the organism in Eukaryota, Euglenozoa, Kinetoplastea, Trypanosomatida, Trypanosomatidae. Bases 68 to 718 code for a protein of 216 amino acids. The transcript has a single exon.
AGGCCUCCUGCUGUGUUACCAUCGGCUUUCCUUGUCGAUUUCAUCCCUUGAAGGCGUGCUAAGCAAAAUGCUUCUCUGCCGCGAGGACACGGGUGGUGCCCCGUCCGUAAAAGUGCUUCUCCCCUUUCCGCCAGUAGAUGAUGACCUUUUCAGGAAGCAAACAUCGAGCGAAACUAUCUUUGAGCGGCUGCACCGCCUCUCUCCGCCUUCCCUCAGCCGACCCGCGUUUGAGGCGGUUGUGUCACGGGCUCGACAAGAAGAGUCCGUCUGCACCUUUGCCCCGCAGGUGAACCACACCCACGAUGAUGUCUUGCGUCUGUGGAGCGCUAACUCCAGCGUGUUUGACCGACUCUACGGAAACGCGCAGUGCCAACAGGAGCAGCAGUCGCACCGCAGCGAUGCACGGCCGCAGCGCGAUGUCGAGGAAGAUGAGAGGUUCCACCAGCGCUUCAGAGCCUACACGUUUCCCUCCCAUCUGUACUCGUUUCCAACGCCAUCCCGCAACCGCAGGGACUGCGAGAACAGGUACAACAUGCGCGGUCGAGGAAGGUACUCGGAGAGCCCGCAAGGGCGACCAUCGCGUCGCUCUACCUGCGUGGGCGAGAAGCGCGAAAACGGGCUGCAUCACCGCCGUCGCGGGUACUCGCACAUUGCGUCCCCCCUGUCAGCACCGGUACCCCAUCAUAGAAAUAACGCCAGCCCUAGCAGACACAUAUAA